GGCCGCCGGCCGGUACAAAGCGACUGCCAGGAGAGUUUGCGAGCUCCCGGCGGUGCGGGCUGGCGCGGGGGCUGGAGUUUUGCGGGGCUCCCGAGCACCCCACCGACACUACCAACCUCCUUCCCCUCGACCCUCCCCGCCGGCGGCCGCGAGGCCCCGCCGGGGCGCGGAGCCCGGAGGAUGACUUUCAGGUUCCUGAAUGUGCUGUCAAAUACUGAAGCACUGAACUAGCUGAAUCGUCUGUUCCUUCAGAUGUUUAAAAAGGCCUAAAGGAAAAUAGAGUACUGGCACUUCUGUUACAGUGUUUUAAGGUUGCAUGUCUGGUUGGACUUGAUGCAUGGCAUUUGCAUGACACCUAACAGCCUAACUCUGGAUGUGUCACUGAGCAAACAUGGCCUACGCAGCAAAUACUAACAGCAGUGCUACAGAAAAAGAGGAAGUUAUUCUAAACGGAGAAGAUGAAAAAGAACGGAAAGACCUCUAUUUUGUGGAAACACCUUAUGGCUACCAGCUAGACUUGGAUUUUCUGAAGUAUGUGGAUGAUAUACAAAAGGGGAAUACCAUUAAGAAAUUAAACAUCCGAAAGAAGAGGAAAGCUGUACCAGCCUCAGUGGGUACCAAGAACUCUGGUGGCCAGUGCAGUGGCUGGACCUCCACAGAGUCUCUCUCUUCGUCGAACAGUGAUGAGAACAAGCAGUUUGGUCUGGCGGUGAGGAGUCAAGUAACCUCAUCUGUUGCUGCAAGACCCUCAGUUUCCUUUGAAGCAUCUCCUUCCUACUUAACCGUCCCUGAGAGUAAACAGCCUCUCCCUCCCUCCCCCCAACCUCCUCGGCACAACCUCCAUGUAACAAAAACCCUCAUGGAAACACGGAGGCGACUCGAGCAGGAGAGGAUGAUGCAGGUCACGCCUGGAGAUGUCCGCAGGCCCCGGCUUUCCAGCUUUGGAGGCAUGGGCUCCACGAGCUCCCUCCCCUCUUUUGUGGGAUCCAGCGGGUACAGUCACAUGUCUCACCAGCUGCAGAAUGGGUAUCAGGGGAACAGCGACUAUGGUGCCUGCUUCAGCCCCUCCUUGGGCAGUUCCAUUCGUCACAGUCCCAUGAGCUCGGGAAUAUCCACGCCGGUCACCAACGUGAGCCCAGUGCAUCUGCAGCACAUCAGGGAGCAAAUGGCUGUUGCCCUCAAGCGCCUCAAGGAGCUUGAGGAGCAAGUCAAGACCAUUCCUGUGCUGCAGGUCAAAAUUUCCGUGUUACAGGAAGAGAAGAGGCACAUGAUGGCUGAGCUCAAAAAUCAGGGGAAAGCCACUCAGAAUGACGUGUGUGGUUUCAGAAAGCGAUCCUACAGUGCAGGAAAUGCAGAGCAGUGGGAACACAUGUCUCAGGUGAGAAGAGGUGGAGAACUGUAUAUAGAUUGUGAGGAAGAGCUGGAGAGUGUGGAGCAGAGCUCUCAGAGGAUAGAGGAGUUCAGGCAGCUGACAGCUGAGAUGCAAGCCCUGGAGAAAAAAAUCCAGGAUAGCAACUAUGAAAGUCCAGCAAACCUUCGGGUGAACAGAGAAAGCCUGACAAAGGAAACUCGAUCUGUUGCUGUAGGUGCUGAAGAGAACAUGAAUGAUGUGGUUAUGUACAACAGAUCUGCGAGGCAACACAGAGAAGUAGCUGUGGGGACAGAGAAAGAAAUGAGAGAGUCUGGGGUUGGGGUGACGGAGGCCAUGCUUGGCUUGUCUACGGAGGUUGAGAAAGAGAUAGAGCUUCAGCAGCAGACCAUCGAAGCCCUUAAGGAGAAGAUUUACAGACUAGAGGUUCAGUUAAAGGAAACAACCCAUGACAGGGAAAUGACCAAAUUAAAACAGGAGCUGCAGGCGGCUGGGUCUAGGAAAAAAGUGGAUAAAGCUGUGAUGGCUCGGCCCCAUGUGGUCAGCAGGAUGGUGGAGGCUGUCAUACAAACGAGAGACCAAAUGGUGGGAAACCACGUGGUUGUUGCCGAUUCGUCGGUGGGAAACCACCUGCAGACGAGCAGUGUCGGCACCUCCUGCAGACCUGCCAUGCAGAGCGCAGCUGCAGGCCCCGAGCUGCUGAUGAGCCGGUGGCUGGUGAGGGAGAGGGCAGAGGUGCGAGACCAGGGCACAGGGAGGUCCGUUGAGCUGCACGAUAAGGCAGUGGGCACAGAGACGAGCAUCUGUGAGACAGGUGUCAACACGGAGGAGCAGGCAGGUGUUCCGAGCCCCAGCUGGGAGGCACAGUCGCUCGGAGCGGUGAGGUCUGUGGGUUGUGGGGAUUGCUCGGUGGACGUGGUGAUUUGCACCCCUAAGGAGCGUGUGUCCCGCGAAACGGCCACAGAGGCUGUGCACAGGGCAGAGGCGACGGUGAUGGCCGUGCCUUCUACGGCUAGCCGGCAAACUAGCACCACUUUGGAGAUGGUGAGCCAGUGCACCGGCACGGAGGCGGUCUCCCUAUCAGACUGUGGGACGAACACCUCUCUGAGCAGCUGUGAUAAACAGACAAACACUGAGAGCGUGGAGACGCGGAGCGUGGCAGUAGGAGAUGGCAGGGUGAAGGACAUCCACGUGUCUGCUAAAACACGUUCGGUUGGAGUGGGCACCUUGUUGUCUAGCCACCCUGGCUUUGAAAAGCCCUCUGCAAUAAAAACCAAAGACUUUGGCGUUGGGCAGAUAAACAUUAAUGAGAACUACCUGGUUGGUCUUAAAAUGAGGAGCAUUGCCUGUGGACCACCUCCGUUGCCAGUUAUGCCAGCUGGCACCAGGAGCAUCGGUGUUGGUGGAGAGUCUGUGUGUGAACCAGUGAGUGGUCUGUUGGAAAGCCCUCUGCCUCCACCUGAGCUGAGGACGGGCUUGGAUCACUACAUCGAGCGUGUGCAGAAGCUGCUGCAGGAACAGCAGAUGCUGCUCGCUGAAAAUUACAGUGAAUUGGCAGAAGCUUUUGGGGAGCCGCACUCCCAGAUUGGAUCUCUCAAUUCGCAGCUCAUCAGCACCCUCACCUCCAUCAACUCCGUCAUGAAGUACGCCAGCACGGAGGAGCUGCAGAGCCUGGACCUUCAGAAGCAGUGCACGGAGAGAAGCGCCGCGUCAGGUGCUACUUUGGAGUACAUCCCUCAUGGUCAACUUGCAAAUGCCCACUUAACCUCAAAUUUGCGAACGCUGAAGUUGGAGCAGGACAUUGUGCCUGCUCAGGAGGAGAGGAAGACUCCCCUAGUGGAAGCUGUUCGGGGAAGGAAGUCCUUUUCUUCUCAGGACAAAACUCUCGCUCCAAUUAACCUGACAGAUGACCAGCUUGCCUCUGGCCUCUAUGUAUGUACUAAUAAUGAAAACACACUCAAAUCUAUCAUGAAGAAAAGGGAUGGGAAAAAGGAUUUGAGCAACACCAAGAAGAACCUGCAGUUUGUUGGCAUUAAUGGCGGGUACGAGACAACGUCCAGCGAUGACUCCAGCUCUGAGGAGAGCUCCUCCUCCGAUUCAGAGGAGGAGUGUGAGGGCCAUGUGUACCCCAACAGCCGGCACACAGAGGAGGGGCAGCCCAUGUCCCACGCACCAGAGGUCUGCGCUGUGGGGGCAGAGAAGGACAGCCCUCCACCAGAGUGUGAGGCCGAGGAGGUGGAAAUCAGAGAGAGAUACGAACUAAGUGAAAAGAUGCUUUCUGCCUGUCAUCUGCUGAGAAACAACAUUGAUGACCCCAAGGCAUUGACCAACAAAGAUGUGCUAAAUUCCCUUAUUACUACAGCCAGCCAUCCUGCAAGUGAACAACAGAGGUUUUGUUUAAAUACCAUCCAGCAUGAGUGGUUUCGUGUCUCAAGUCAGAAGUCAGCUGUCCCUGAAAUGGUUGGAGACUAUAUAACUGCUUUUGAAGAGAUUUCCCCUGCUGUCCUCAGACAUAUCAUCAACAUGGCAGAUGGAAACGGAAACACAGCUCUGCAUUACAGCGUCUCACAUUCUAACUUUGAAAUUGUAAAGCUGCUUCUGGAUGCAAAUGUCUGUAACGUAAAUCAUCAGAACAAGGCCGGCUAUACCCCCAUCAUGCUUGCUGCGCUUGCAGCUGUGGAAGCAGAGAAGGACAUGAGGAUAGUGGAGGAACUGUUCAGCUGUGGGGAUGUGAAUGCUAAAGCCAGCCAGGCUGGUCAGACCGCACUGAUGCUAGCUGUGAGUCAUGGGCGGAUAGACAUGGUCAAAGCUUUGCUGGCCUGUGGUGCAGACGUCAAUAUCCAGGACGAUGAAGGCUCUACAGCACUGAUGUGUGCUAGUGAACACGGACACGUAGAAAUUGUCAAACUUCUGCUGGCUCAGCCUGGGUGUAAUGGCACCCUGGAGGACAAUGAUGGCAGCACAGCACUUUCAAUAGCCCUGGAAGCUGGACAUAAGGACAUAGCGGUUCUCCUUUAUGCCCAUGUCAACUUUUCCAAAACCCAGUCACCGGGCACUCCUAGGCUAAGCAGAAAGACAUCUCCUGGUCCCACCCACAGAGCCACGUUUGAGUAAUAGUGCAUGAAUAUCUGUACAAAUCUCUAUGCCAUCUUUAAGCUGCUAAAUGUUACUGUUUUACUGAGACAGAUACUGAAUGUAAUUGUCUUGUGCCUGAACUCACCAGCAAAGUGAAAGCAGAGAUCUAGUGCUAAAGAUAGAAAAAACUGUAAACUUGAAGCAAACAUGUAGUUAAGUAACGCUCAGCUUAGCCAGAACUGGUUCUUUUGCUCACCUACUCAUCUUUCCGUACACUGGCACACAUCCUGUUUUUCUUUGCUAUAGAUUAUCCUUUCCUAUGUUACGUGCAGCCUCAGACUUCUAAAGCUAUCCAUGCAGGGGUAUCCUGGUGGCUUGGUUUUAAUCAUUCUAAAAUAUACUUAUAUCUACUGUGCCUAGACGUUACCACAGUAACCUUUUCAUAAAUUUCAUUCCAAUGUGAUUUUAAUAUUUUUAAUUACUUUGAAAUUCAGAAAUUGCAGUUGCUUUUAUAGUCAGCUCCGUGGAUCUUGAGCUGGUGGGUGAAUGGGUAGGUAUUGGGGAUAGAGCCUCUUGUCAGGUCUGAAGUUCACUAUGUAAGUUGUUGCUAACUGGGGAUAAUGUAUAACUUUUUAUAUGAAAGAUACUAGUAUCUAUAAAAUUAACUCGCACAGUAUUUUCAACAUUUUAUAUUCCUUAAUAAUUAAAAACUACAUGAAGAAUUACAUGUCCUGUUACCAUAUUUUUAUUAACUGUGUCAGUCUAUAAGCUCCAUACAUGUUUGUUUAUUGGAGAGUAAAAUUAGAGGUACCAGCUGUAUAUUCCCCUUGGUGGAAUUGAGCGUAGUUCUUGGUGCAUAUUUAUGGAAUGCUAUUUACCUUGUCACAUUCACUUUAGUCAUGUGUAUUGAAAUGUUUGAAGUGCCUUAGACUCUUGCCAUAUUUUCAGAAUAAAAUUUCAUUAUGCUGUUUUA
This is a messenger RNA of Phalacrocorax carbo (great cormorant), 5417 nucleotides long. The record is from RefSeq and is a predicted model, not a curated record. NCBI's taxonomy places the organism in Eukaryota, Metazoa, Chordata, Aves, Suliformes, Phalacrocoracidae.